Scheffersomyces stipitis CBS 6054 is the source of this 1434-nucleotide messenger RNA. RefSeq lists its product as uncharacterized. The record is from RefSeq and is a predicted model, not a curated record. Gene Ontology annotation, molecular function: protein binding; RNA binding. Gene Ontology annotation, biological process: mRNA cis splicing, via spliceosome. The annotation marks the transcript as partial. The transcript has 2 exons. Lineage: Eukaryota; Fungi; Ascomycota; Pichiomycetes; Serinales; Debaryomycetaceae. Gene Ontology annotation, cellular component: U2-type prespliceosome; U1 snRNP.
AUGUCAGAGUGGGAGAAAGUGACUGACAACGAAGGUAGAGUAUAUUACUACAAUUCCAAAACGAAGGAAACAAGUUGGACCCUCCCCCAAUCAGAAUCUUCAGUUUCCAGUGGUUCCAAAUGGCAGGAAUAUGCUACCGAUGAUGGAAGAAAAUAUUACUAUAACGAGUCCACAGGCGAGACUACGUGGGAGAUGCCGCAGGAAAUGGAGAAAGCUGAAGAUAAAAGAAACGACGAACAAGUUGCUUCGAAAUCAACUGAAGAGAGCCAAUUAGAUCUUCGACUAGCUUCAGAACCAAUCAAAAAGUCAGACUUGGUAAACCCACCAAAGGAUGAUUCAUAUCCCGAAUCAGAGGCAUUUGUGGAGAUGCUUCGUUCUAAUAAGGUUGAUUCGACUUGGUCUUUUCAAGCAGUAAUGUCGAAGUUUAUUGAUGACCCCAAGUAUUGGGCCAUUCCUGAUGCAUUGGAGCGGAAGAAAUUAUACGACGAAUAUCUUGUGACGAGAUUCAAAGAAGAUUUAUCCAACAAGAGUUUAUUGGUGGAGACAUUCAAAAAGAACUUUGUCGAAACUCUAAAGAAAUACGAAGAAAAUGGUAGACUUCUGCGGAAUAGUAGAUGGAUCUCAGUAAAAAAGUUACUUAUCGCUGAAGACAAUCCAAUCUUCAAGCAUUCCAUUUUGUCAGAUGCUGAGAUAGCGGAAAUAUAUUAUGAAUAUAUCUCCAGACUUAAGAAGCAAUAUGAAGAAGAAUUGUCGAAAAACAAGGAUCGUGCAUUAUCUGAACUUGAAUCAUACCUUACCCAAAUUAAUCCCAACAUAGUAUCUAGCACAAGUAAUUGGCAGGAAUUACUUGAAAACCUCAAGGCAGAUGCCAGGUUCAGGGCUAACAAGCAUUUCAAUGUACUCAGUGACGUAGAUUUACUUGAAAUGUAUGAGACAAAGAUAUACCCGACUAUCAUACAAAAAAUUAAGAGCGAGAUUGAUGACGUUCAGAAAAAGAAUUACCGAUCAGACAGGAAGGCAAGACAAAAGUACAAGGCAUUAUUGAAGACACUCGAUAUCAAUGCAAAUUCUAACUUCAAAGACUUUCUCUACAUUCUUGAGAAUGAUGAUUCAUUUAUAGAGCUUUGUGGAAGAAAUGGGUCUACAGCACUCGAGCUCUUUUGGGACAUCGUCGAUGAGAAAUCGCAAGUCUUGAAAUUGAAAAUGUACUUAGUGGAAUCUGUUUUGCUCGAUUUGAAGAAGGAAGACUCUACUUUAACAAAGUCCAAGAUACUACUGUCAGAGAAUAAUUUCAUAGAAUUUUUGUCCAAUUCUAGUGACCAGAGAAUCGAGAAUCUAGACAUUGACCUUAAUGAUGCUAAUGAAACAGAGGUAUUGUAUGGGGCAUUGAAAAGAGAGUUUGAAGCUCAACAAGAAAAGAGACGCGUUCGCUUC